CGCUAUCGAUUGAGGCUGCCUGGCGGGGGCGGUGGCCGCCCUGCCUUAUUGCCGUUGGCCCAGCGGCUCUCGCCCACCCGCCGCCGACAUGUGGAGAGCGGUCGCUGCUGCCGCCGCCUCGGCCCCGGCGCGAGCCCUGUGCCGCGCCCCGCCGCCGCUCCAUCCUUCGCCGCGACGGCAGGCUGUAAGCGUGGCCGUGUCCCCCGCCGCCGGCCUGGCGGAUGAGCGGGUAGAGACGCGGGUGGCGGGGCUGGGCCCCGGGCAGCCGGUGACCCUGCGGGCGGUGGCGGCGGAUGAGCGCGGCUGCCUCUUCCAGUCGUGUGCGCACUACCGGGCGGACGGCCGCGGCGAGCUGCACUUGGGCACCGACGCCUCGCACGGCGGGGACUACACCGGCGUGGAGCCCAUGGGGCUCUUCUGGAGCCUCGCCCCCGCCGGCAUGGAGAAGCCGUACCAGCGGCUCGUUCCCCGCAGCACCGGCACCCCGAUGAAGGUGGAGAUGUUGGUCCACGAGGGCCACAGCCAGCCCGGCGCCAUUCCCGGGCCGGUGGUGGCCAAGGCCGAGGUGGAGAGGUGGUUCACAGCCCCCGGCGUACGGAGGAUCCGGCUGAAGGAGGGAGGCGUAAGGGGCUCCCUCUUCCUGCCGCCGGGGGAUGGCCCCUUUCCAGGAGUGAUUGACAUGUAUGGUGAUGAAGGAGGUUUGAUUGAAUUUAGAUCCAGUCUCCUGGCUACCCGUGGUUUUGCAGCCCUUUCUCUGCCAUAUUUUGACUUUGAAGAUCUCCCUAAAGUCAUGAAAGAAUUCAAACUUGAGUACUUUGAGGAGGCAGCUAGAUUCCUGCAGCGUCAUCCAAAGGUGAAGGGACCAGGAGUUGGAGUGAUUGGGACUGGGAAAGGGGCAGAAUUAGGACUUUCCAUGAUCACCUUCCUGCCAGAAGUAGUGGCUGCUGUCUCUGUCUCCGGCUGUAGUUCAAACACAGUUGCAGACCUCCAUUAUGGUGACAUGACUCUGCCUGGGCUGCGUUUUGAUAUGAAUAAGGCAAAAGCAACAACUAUCAGAGAAGCUCUAGCCAAAUGGGAAACAAAAAAUGGCCAGAAGGCCUCAGAGGCAAAGGAGGUGAAACUGUACGGUCAGGUUCCUCCUGUAGAAAUGAUGGAUGAAUCUCUCUCCACGCUUGUUAACUGCGAGAAACUAUCGCUGUCUACAAACCGCAUUGAAAGAAUCGCCAACUUGAACAGCCUAAAAAAUUUGAAGAUUCUGUCUUUGGGAAGAAAUAACAUAAAGAACUUGAAUGGAUUGGAGGCAGUUGCAGAUACUUUAGAGGAGCUGUGGAUCUCAUACAACUUCAUUGAGAAACUGAGGGGUAUCCGUGUAAUGAAGAAGCUGAAGGUUCUUUAUAUGUCAAAUAAUUUGGUGAAAGACUGGGCAGAGUUUGUGAGACUGGCAGAGCUGCCAUUGCUAGAGGAUCUGGUGUUUACAGGCAAUCCACUACAAGAGAAAUACACCUCUGAUCAGAAGAACAGUUGGAUUGAAGAAGCAACCAAACGGGUACCCAAGCUGAAAAAGCUGGAUGGUAUUCCAGUUAUUAAAAAAGAAGAUGAAGAAGAAGGAGCAAACUGAUGACACUUUCUUGUUGGGUAUUUAAGUAACUCCAGAUAGCUCGGCAUAUAGAACUUUUAUAUAAAUGUUUGUUUUGAAGAAGAUCUUUGGGCAAUUUUUAAAAGAUGAGCUUAUCUCCACAGUCUCUCACCCAAAGAGUUAGUUACCAAAAUUCGGGCACACCAAUUUUGUCACGCUUAUGACACCUUCUUCAGAGACCAGUGGAACUAAGUUUAUCAGCUAGCAAGAGGUCUUUGCCUAAUCUAAUGCAUAGCUAUUUUUCAUCCCUGAUUAGUGGUGCUUGUUGUUCACUCUUGGGUUAUAAUAGAACCAUUGUGGCGUGUCAGGUGCAGCUGGCCAACGUUAUCGUUGGAAACACUGAGGCCGAAAGAACAGCGUUGUGGUUUAGAGACACAUUACAGGCUUUGUUGUGUUUAAUUUUGUCAUGGGAAUGCCUCAGUAUUUUAAGUAUGCGAGUUUGCCUUUUCAUCCCCUUGCUGUUAUGCCAAACAGGCCCAGUAGUUGUGGACCUACGCACAAAAAAGGGAUUGGUCCAAUGAUCGCUUCUUACUGGCCUUAAGUUUUGACUUGGGCUUCUCGCAUUGGAACUCAACUGCAUUGCUUAGAAGGCCACGUAUAACUUAAUAUAUUUAUUUAUUUUAAAGAGGCAAUGGGAAUUCUUUGCAUGGUUUCAGUGAGACUAAAAUAUCUGCUAGCUUUUUUUUUGUUUUUUUGUCUCUUAAUAAGAAAUUAUUUUAGAUUGGAAUAUGUGGUCUAUUAGCCUACAGCUGGUUCCUAGUUUUGGUUUGUGUCACUACUGGACAUAAUCCUUCUCAGCUCUGAAUUUUUCCUAUAACUAAGUAGGCUUAUACUAAUACAGAAACAAACAGUGAACAAAGGACCUGGGUUUGAGGACAGAAAAUUUUGGUUUUGGAGAUACUAAUUUUUUUAUGAAAGCACAGAUGUUAAGCGGUGAGAGGAAGCGUAUGUAGUUAGUGGGGAAGGUGAGAUGAGAUGGAAAGUGAGCAUUAGAAAAAAGUAUAAAGAAAGACAUACUAAAUGUGCUAUAAACGUUCUUUACUAAAAGUAUAGUUUUAGUAAAGCCCCCUUAUAUGACAGAUAACUAUUUUUAGUGAAAAGCUUUAAACAGUGAUGAAGACAUACCUGAUUGCACUGCUGGAUGCCAAGAGUGGGGUUUUUUUCAUCUUCUCUUUAGAGAAUAGAUCACUCCGUCUUGAUUUUGGGUUGUUGAUUUUGGGUUGUUUUUUUAAAAGCUUUUCUUCUGAUUCAUGGUACCAUCUUCGUUUAAAUUAAAAUGGCGACAAGUGUACCUGCUGGUUCCAGACCAGGCAUAGAAGGGAUGGAGGCAGACCACCACUCAAUUAUUUUGUUUGUGACAGUGUGGCAGGAGUUGAAAUCUUGAAGUCAUGGUCAGAGAUAAAGAGGUAGAAUUGGCCCAGGUUUUGUACUUGCUCGUUAGCACAUUGACCUCUCUUCAGAGAGCUGGUGUAUGCAGUGAUUCUAUUGAGAACUGCUGGAAAAAGGUGAGAAGAGACCCGACAACCAGCAGAUGACUCAGGUUGCACUAGAAAUAGACUCAUCUAGAAAAAUCUUCAAGCAAGAGAGCACUUUUAAUACCCCCUUUGGCUAUCUUUUGUAUACAGUAAUUUUGUAGCAUGACCAAACUGUUAAAUUUAGGCCUAUGUUUAUAAUGUUGUUCUUGUUUAAAAACUUGAAACUUGUCUAAAAAAAAAAAUAAUAUAACAUUGUUUUAUACAAACAUCUUUGGAUGUGUAAUGAAAUAUUGUUCUCAUUUUGUUCUCACAAACUUUCCUGGCUGCUCAGGGAGCAAUGUGUUUAUAGUAUGUAAAUGCUGUUCCCUAUUGCCUCUAUAUCUUACAAUAGAAAAUAACUUAAGACUUUAAAAAUCCUGGUACAUUGUGAUUGUUGUCAUCUGAUACAUAAAUAUUUUUCAAUCUUUUAAGACAUUG
Messenger RNA from Chroicocephalus ridibundus (black-headed gull), 3588 nucleotides. RefSeq names its product dynein axonemal light chain 1 (gene DNAL1). Gene Ontology annotation, molecular function: dynein heavy chain binding; fatty acyl-CoA hydrolase activity; alpha-tubulin binding. Gene Ontology annotation, cellular component: cytoplasm. Lineage: Eukaryota; Metazoa; Chordata; Aves; Charadriiformes; Laridae. Gene Ontology annotation, biological process: acyl-CoA metabolic process; outer dynein arm assembly; fatty acid metabolic process. The transcript has 10 exons. The coding region runs from base 89 to 1618 and encodes 509 amino acids. The record is from RefSeq and is a predicted model, not a curated record.